AAAAAAAAAAAAAAAAAAAAAAAAAUUAACCUCCGAGAAUAAAAUAUAGGUUAAUAAAAUACACAUAAUUUUUGUUGUAUUGAUAUGUAUACAAGGAUGUCUUGUAUGUAUGUAUAUUAUUUGUGAAAGUCCACUUAGUAAAAAUAUAUCUGGGUCACAACUUUUACCGGAACUUAUAAAAAGGAACAGAGGACACUUGAUUGAAAAAGAGAAAGGGGUGUGGCAGCACGCUGGAAGAGACGCCGAGCGACGGUCCGUGGAGCUUGCAAGAUUAGCCCGGAGAGAACUGACUGCUGGACUAAAAGCGUGGCCAGAGCAAUUCACAAAGGGGUCAAAAGUCUUCUGGAGGCAAGGUAGAGCCACACGGAGCGUUGACCGGACCCGAGGCGCUCGCGAUCCAGGCCUGACGAAGGGAACCGCCCGGGCACACAAACGCCGACCCGGUGAGACCCUUCCAUUUUUUUUCCCUUUCUUUCUUGUAUUUUUGGUGCACGAAGACGGAUUAAUAUUUUUGGGCCCCAACGCUGUUUUUUUUUGCGCAAACGGAACUUUAUUUUUUUUGGAUUGCCUAAUUAUGGACUUUUUUGAUGGACUAUUAUUAUUGAUGAACUAUUUCUUUUUCUUUUGAUUUAUAGGCUGGGUUAUGGACUUAGAUUUGACUGUUUCGUUGUUUAAUUGUAAAAAAUUAAAGAGUGACGGGUAAAAUACUAUGAUUUCAGGAAAACAAUUGAUUAUUAAAUGUAGCGGGCAGCUUGUAGCCGCUUCAGUGCGCUGAUGUGUCCCCUCUUUCUUUACAUUGAUGAAAUCGUUUCUCUAGCCUUGUUUGAUGGUCAUGCUUAUUACCAAAUUCGUAUAAAAAGAAGUAAAAGGACUCACUUGAGCGUGUACAUUUCCCGUUUAUUCGAGGAUUUUGUUACAAGUGUGGCAUAUGUUGUUUGUGUAUAGGGCAUAACUACAUUUACUUCCUCUUAGCUGUGAAUCAAAUAACCUUUGCACACCAGUGAAGGUCUGCCCCUGUCGCGUUUUACUGCUGAGGAAACAUGAAUGCUUACAAUUUUCUUUUUACCUUGUUUGUAUCGCUUGGAAAUCCAGUUUUUUCAGAUGAAGAUUUUUACCAAGUCAAAGCAUGUUGUUCAUUCAAUGGUCCAAACUUCGACAAGAUUGAAUACAUACUUACAGCCAGUUUUAACAAGCAAAAGAUGUUGGAGUACAACAGUACAAGAGGAAACUGGAUUGGAUUCACAGAUUAUUCAAUUGUGGCUUCAACGUUCUGGAACAAAGACCCUUUGGACCGCCUUGAAAGAGCAAUGGAAAUUAAACUAAUGUGUUUCGAUAACCGAGCAUUCAUACAAACCAUCAGAAACCUGUCAACAACGCCCACCAUGAGGAUAAAAUCAGUGAAACAGCCCGAUGGUCGACAUCAAGCCGUGCUUGUGUGCAGUGCCUAUAACUUUUACCCAAAGCAAAUCCAAAUAACCUGGCUGCGAAAUGACCAAGAAGUGACCGAAGGGGUCAGUAACACCGAUGUCAUCCCAGAUGGAGAAUUGUACUACCAGUUUCAUUCUUACCUUGAGUACACACCAACUUCAGGAGAAAGAAUCAGCUGCAUGGUUGAACACGUCACCCUGUGGGAGCCAAGAAUCAUUGUUUGGAACAACUCCCUUCCUGAAGGAGAAAAAACUAAGAUUGUUGUUGGACUGUGCGGACUGAUAAUUGGUUUGGUUAUCUUUAUCUCUGGAUUUAUUUACCACAAGAAAAAGUAUGCUAUAUAUUACUCUGUCCACCAAGGUGAGGAAAUGUAAAAAUGUCAGAAAAUAUAAACUUCAUAAAAACCUAAAAUGGUACGGUACUUCUUCCUUUAACAGAAUGAGUUCUGGUUCCUGUGGAGGUCAUUCCUGGAUUGCCUGUUAGUAGAACUAACAAAAACAAAUUAAAAACACCCUCAGGUCCUCCAAGAUGCUCUACUUGUAGAACCUGAGAAUGUAUCUAAGCCUUUGUAGUUCAAUUUUAAUUCUAGGGAAUAGUGUGCAAUUUUUUCAUUUCUUAUAGUCACUGGCAGACAUUUAUCAUUUGUGUGGUGCUUUUUUGACUUUUUUAUAGCUGGACAUGAUUAAGAUAUAUUUUGUUUUUUGUUUUUUUUCUGGAUGACUUAUUGAACGGCACUGUAGCACAAUUUGCACCACUAUUGCCUUGCAGGAAAAAGGUGCUUGGUUCAAUUCCUGCAUGAAGUUUACUGGUUCUCACUUUCAUGCUCCAGCUUUCUCUUUCACUCCAAAAACUGUGGAAGAUUAUUUGCUCUCUAAAUUGUCCAUAGGUAUGACAAUUCACCCAGCAACCAAUGGUCAUAGUCACCCCAUAGCUGGAGACCUACAUGGAUAAAAUGGAUGGAUGGAAACAUCUAGUAUAGUAAUCAGUACAUCACCACUGUUACAAAAGCUGUGCUUCUAAAAACUGCUUUCAAGUCCACAAUGUAAAAAAUGUGAAGAAAUUGUUCACUUGUUUAUUCUCAUAAUAAAUUAUUGUGAAGAAAAGACUGUAUGGCCAAUGAUCUAAACAACACUGUGAUGCUUUGAUGAUCUGAGAUAUUGAGACAAGCAUGACUCAGAAAACAAAAUUCCAGACAAAUCUAUUUUAAACAAAUCAUUAAAUAUGAUCUACAAAUCAGGUAUGACUAAAAUACAUACAGUGGCUUAAAUAAAGUAUAGUACACUAUAGUCAAGAAAAACUUUGUAUA
Molecule: messenger RNA, 2734 nt
Organism: Xiphophorus maculatus (southern platyfish)
Lineage: Eukaryota; Metazoa; Chordata; Actinopteri; Cyprinodontiformes; Poeciliidae
Product: HLA class II histocompatibility antigen, DQ beta 1 chain-like
Exons: 4
Coding region: 1041-1802 (253 amino acids)
Biological process (GO): immunoglobulin production involved in immunoglobulin-mediated immune response; antigen processing and presentation of exogenous peptide antigen via MHC class II; immune response
Cellular component (GO): MHC class II protein complex; membrane
Molecular function (GO): MHC class II protein complex binding
Source: RefSeq, a predicted model, not a curated record